Molecule: messenger RNA, 4366 nt
Organism: Menidia menidia (Atlantic silverside)
Lineage: Eukaryota; Metazoa; Chordata; Actinopteri; Atheriniformes; Atherinopsidae
Source: the annotation of a GenBank genome assembly
AUGAUCACAGAGGUAUGGAAAAAGUACAAACAUCGACUGCCUGAAAAAUUAUACCUGGAGCACAUACUGCAAAUAGCAGAUUUCCUGUUUGGAUUCAAGUUAUACCAGCCGGCUCUGUGGCAAGGCUACAGUUUCUACCUGUCACAUUUUAGCUCGGUGGAAAUAAUCAACAUCAAAGAUGUGGACCACUUUAUAUCCAGCUUCUUCCCCGAGGGCUUUGACUCAGACCAAGAUAUCAUUGCCAUGAAGGUCCGUGCAAUGCUUGGCUGUGCCCUGUGUACGUUUGAGGAGGAGAAAAAGCAUAGCGUUCUCAGCCAGAGGGGACUCGUUAAAUUGCUGUGUGUGUUGGAUUUUAUAAGAAUCAUGAUGCAGGCCUUUCAGCAACAUGACCACUUGUCCUGGCAUAUAUAUGAAGAACGUUUGCUGAUGGGCCUGUUCGACUGCAGUGCAGGACAGUUCUUGGGCAUUUUGGAGGCACUGUGGGACAGCAACAGACGCCCUCUACAAAUGAGGAUGCCAGAAGACACAGAUCUGCACGAGGUGGUCCUGGAACUCCUGUCUGCUGGCAUCAACAUACUAUCUGGAGCAACAAGAACUGGCGAGCAACGCUGUGAUGACAACCAAUGUAUCUCUCCUAUUGUGCUGACACCAGCAUCAACCCUGAUAGAUUUAGCAAUUGCAGGUGAAAACAAGAUAUCCAUCCUGUGUGCUGUGAGGUUCAUCAAACUGUUGUUUCAGUAUAAGCAGCAGGAUGCAUUCAAUGAGCUUACCAAAGAGAUGCUGAAUUUUCUGCCUGCAUCACGUGAACUUGGGAGACAUCAGAUGGCUGCUGGAGUGAUGGACUGUGGUCGCAGGCUGCUUCAGGAGGUGUACGAUGCCCAGCUGCAGAUCAACAAGCUCCUAAACCAAACUCAGACUCGUAAGAUCGUUCGUCAUGGUACUGUCCCUCAUCAUAUAAGCCUACAGCUGAACGCUCUGAAUAGGAAAAAUAACCAAGAAAGAUCUUCAGAGAUCUCUCUCAACGCAGACAAUGACAUGCGUAUGGCGGAGCACCUACUGAAUGCAAUGGCGUCUGUGGUGCAACGCCACAAAAAACAUCUUCAGCUGAGGAGCAUUUGUUCUCAGGAAAGUGUUUGGAGAACUCACCUCAACUAUUGCAUGGCCCAGGCAUAUCUAGCACUACUUUAUCAGGAGCUAGAGCAGCUGCACAGAGGAAACCAGCAGCACAGGUACAGCAAGUUUAAUUCGCUGAGCUUCUCUUUGGCAUACUCUGGUAUCCUGGUGAAGAGGGAUUCACAACGGGUGCACCCUCCUGAUAUUGAUGAUGUGUCAGAGAAGGCCUCCUCUCACUCUGCUUAUUUGAUGACUCCAAACACAGACAGAAAGAAAAAGGGUGAUGACUCAGCCACUGAGAAUGGUGAUGAGGUGGAAUACUCUUUUGAAAAUGUGGAUCAGCAGAUGGAGACGCGGAGAUGCAACUCUUCUCCGCUGCUAGAGUUACUGAACAAAGCUGCUUUACAUCUUCAAAGAGCGAUGACUCUGUGGGACCAAGCCAGCCGCAUCACUCUCUUGGUGCAGACAGCUGCUCAGUUUGAAACACCUUCCCCUGUCACAGCACACCAGCUGCACACCAUCUUCACCCCUUUGCUGGUGCUGGCGACUGAUCUGAUCAUGGACAUGCUUAACAAACUACAGCUUUGGAGUUUGUACGAUCAUGACAUGACUGAAGAGGAACUGGAGUCAAGUCUUCACUUUUCGCCUUUCCUGGAUGACAACACACAGGUGGACCUGCGCUGGGUUCGCACCUUGGUUUUGCACACUCUGGAACGGCUCCAUGAAACCAGCAAAUGGGAGAGCCUGGCCCAUUAUGCUUUACUUUUCAACUCAUACACACGGGAACGAUAUGCCGUGAUCAUAGUUCCUUUGCUGGUCCAUGCUCAGAGGAGGUUGCUUGAAAGAAUUAUUUAUCUUGGAGGACCUACAGUGCCACAACCACACCAUGUCAAGACACAGAGAGUCACAGGCAAAGAGAUAACUUAUAGAAGCUAUGCAAGCUGCCAGCUGCUCUGUGGGUGGGCCCCUAACCCUGCACAGCAACAGUCCAAGCACAAAAGAGCAGCACGUACAAUCUCCACUCCUGGAGAUGCAGCUUUACUACAAGGCCUGGUGACGCAGUUCCGUCUGAGCAGAGGCCUCAGCUGUUCAGCAAGCCAGGUGAAGUUCAGUCCAGCUACUAUACCCACCCCAAACAUCCAGCCUUGUGACCUGAAUGAGGAGGACUUUAUCUCUCCAAAUGCAAUCUAUAGCCUCCCUAUCAGCUCUGACCACAUAUCAACUGUUACAGCUGCGUACUCCAAUUCAGUCAAGUACCUUCAGGCUAACGGUCAAGACUCCCUCAGAGUUCUGACUCUACAUGAACUGGGAAACCUACAAUUCUACACUGGAAACACACGAGCAGCGAACUCAUGCUGGAGUAAAGCCAUAGAUUGCAUCUUCCAGAUUUCAGGUGUAGUAGAGAGAUGGGACGGCAUGUCCUUUGUAUGUGGCUCCCUGCAAGAAACCAUAAAACAGGCUGGACUUUGGGGAUGUCUACAGGCUGCAGUGCUCACAGCUAAGAUAGCACAGUUUAUCCUAACGUCUGAUAUCACCCAGCGAACAAAGUACUCUCUGCUCUCGGCUUACCUCUUUAAGUGUGUGCUGUGUUGCUCAGUGGCUCAGCCCCAAGCCGACCUGCAGUAUGCCUCCCACAGCAUCAGUGAUGAACUGUUUCCUGGAGUUGACCUUUUCUCUGAGCCCCACAGGGUCCACCUCGGCACCACUGUAGCAAGCCUUCAUUUCAUUUGUAACUGGCUAUUCAACACAGGCUACUACAUCACGCUUCUGCCCGUACUGGCCCUUUACCUACAUUUUGUGGGGCAUGUAUGCCGAGAUGUAAAACGCACCAUUGAAGGCAAAAUUCUUAAGGUCCGCGCCCUGACAGAACUAUGCUUGUUUGCUGAAGCUCUGAUGGAGGCAGUUCAGCUUACACAAGGAGUAGGUGUCUUCCUGCCCUAUGGACACUACGGCGCCAAUUUAAAUCUUCAAGUAUUGUAUGCUCUCAUUACACAGCCCACGAAGACAUUCUACAGCAACAAGCCUCUUCUGGACAAUUUGGAGGCUUUGGAAGACCUUGUGAAGUGUGACUUUACUCCGGUGGUCUGCGCAUUGUGUGGACCCACACUGUGUGCCAGAUUUAACCUGGCUCGUAUUCAGCUUGUCCUAGCACUCUCAAACUCUGUACAUGGAUGUCCAGUCCCAGAUUCUGAAAGAGCCUUGGGUAAGAUACCAAACAGAUUGAUGAACUCAGAGCUCCACGAUCAGGACAGAUUGGAAACAGACAACUCCUAUGUGAAAAGAGAGGAAACAAACAUCUUCACUCUUUAUAGUGAGAAGGACAACCUCUCUCCAGAAAAGAUAAAGUUUGUGCUACUGGAAGCAGCUAGCUCUUUGUUAUGCUCCGUAACACAGCAGCUGACCUGUCAUUCAUGUUGUGAAGUAGAGAACCUGGAACUGACAAUAGAAACAAACCUUCUUAAAGCAAACCUGUUUCUACAGCAAGGGCAGGUUGGAUUAAGCUCUGAAACUGCAGGUUCAUCUCUGGUGCUGCUGCAGACAUCACCUACCAUUCUCAGAGAACCCAAACCUGAGAGUAAGCAGGAUGCUCAAAGGACAGUGAAGACUGCAGUGUCUCCCCAGCAGGGUGACAAUCCCAGAGCUGUUGAAGCCAGAGAAAGAAUAGGAGUUUCUUUGUGGCUACGCUGUUGCUUGGCUCUGAUCCGCAGCCUGGCUGCCAACACCUCUGACACCGUGGCACCUUCCCUAGGAUUGAACACUAAUGAAGACAUAGCUCGGCUGUUACAAGAAGGUCUUGAUGAGUGUGUGCGAUGGGGAGACGAUGAUACUCAAGCCCUGUUGAUGGUUGAAGGGGCCAAACUGAAAGUACAGAGAGGGAAGAUAAAUGACAGCAUCGUAACACUACAGGAAGCAGUUAGGCUGCUUUCAGGAAGGACAUACAUGCCACCAGGUUCCACUCUAACUUUGGCACGAGCCACUUUGAUGCUCAGCAAUCUGAGAGGAGAGAAGAGCGCCAAACUUCUGCAACUGACACAGAAACUCUUGUUGAAGCAGCUGCGUGUUUUUGAUGACAAUGUGAUGCUGGCUGAUGGAGAACUUUGUUUUUCUCCCCCUGGACUCAGCAACAUCUACCUUCCUCACAUCGACACACUGAAUGAAAUCACUUUGCAGAUUGGUUCCAUUUUGAAUCCUGGCAUUCUGGAGAGGCCUGCCCAGUCUCCACACUCUAAUAAAUAGUGCGCAUUGCAUAAGA